Messenger RNA from Chironomus riparius, 1362 nucleotides. The record is from the annotation of a GenBank genome assembly. NCBI's taxonomy places the organism in Eukaryota, Metazoa, Arthropoda, Insecta, Diptera, Chironomidae.
UUCGUAUUGAGCACAUCAAAAAUAAUUUUUGAAUUCCUUAAAAAAAUGUCUACACAGGAAAAGAGUUUUGAAAACUUAUUAAAUGGUGACUCAAUUGAUGAUGAAUUUAUCAACGGCAUUGUGGCGAAUAAAUUGAAUGUUCCAAGUUCAAGUUUCAAGGUCACAUUAGUUCUAAUAUCGCCAGCGACUAAACCAAAUGAAAAUUAUCUUGGUCUCGUGUGUCGCACGAAAAUAAAAGUUCGUAUGCUUGAAACAAAUGAAUUUAAAAUUUUAGACGUGAUUGUUAAAGUUGCUCAGGAAAUGACUGAGUCACUCGGUGAAUUGAAUGUCUACCAACGAGAAAAGAUUAUGUAUGAAAAUAUUCUGAGUAAAUUUGAAGGUUUUUUGUUUGAUAAGCUUAGUGAGAAAGUUCGUUUCGGUCCAAGUAUGUUGAUGUUUAAAAAUGAACCAAGUCCAAUUAUCGUUUUGGAUGAUCUAAAAGCAGAAGGCUAUUCAAUAGUUGACCGAAAAGAAGGUCUUUCAUUGGAACAGGCUAAAAGUUUCUUGUCUAAAUUAGCAUCGUUUCAUGCUGCAGGAGCUAAAGUAUUACAAUCGGAAGGGAUGCUUUUCGACUGUUUUGAUCGAAACAAUCCAAAUGCACCUAAAAGCAAUCCUGAAGAUCCUUUAGCAAUUGCUUUUGUUCGUAUGCAUGAAGAGUUUGUGAGUGCAUUGAAAAGCUAUGGAGGAUGUGAUGAAUAUGCUAAUAAAGUUGAGAAAUGGGAUAGAGAUGUUCUUGCUGCAGGCUAUAUGUAUGAAUCAAAACCUAUGAAAUGUGGUCUUCAAGUAUUGAAUCAUGGAGAUGUAUGGACUAAUAAUAUGAUGUUUAAGUUAGAUACAAAUGAAGUUUUAAUAAUUGAUUAUCAAUUAUGCUUCUGGGGAUCUCCUUGUUAUGAUCUCCUUUCAUUCCUUACUGCAUCUGUUCAUGAUGAUGUCAAGGUAAAGCAUUUUGAUGAGCUUGUUGAGUUUUAUUACCGAGAAUUUACUAAAACAUUGGGAAUGCUUGAAUAUUCAAACCAUAUUCCAAGUCUUGAUGAACUUAAGGAAGAUAUUAUGGAUAAAGGAUACAUUCUUGCAGGAUUCCUGAUAUUCCUGUUUUUUGCAAAGUAUUCAUCACCAAAGGAGUUUUCAUUUGACAUGCUUAUGUUUGAAACAGAUGAAGAUGUUUUAAGAGAACUUUACGAUCGAUUAUUCCAAGAUGAAUAUUUUGUAAGAGGUGUUAAAACUUGGCUUCCAUUCAUGAAUGAGCGAGGAUUUUUGGACAUUUUGAUUCCUUCAAAAUAAAAUUCUUGACUUUAUUGUAAAUAAGGGGAUUUGAAGAUUGCA